Messenger RNA from Exophiala oligosperma, 5134 nucleotides. RefSeq lists its product as uncharacterized. Gene Ontology annotation, molecular function: ATPase-coupled intramembrane lipid carrier activity; ATP binding; ATP hydrolysis activity. Gene Ontology annotation, biological process: phospholipid translocation; endocytic recycling; post-Golgi vesicle-mediated transport. The transcript has 2 exons. The coding region runs from base 256 to 4347 and encodes 1363 amino acids. NCBI's taxonomy places the organism in Eukaryota, Fungi, Ascomycota, Eurotiomycetes, Chaetothyriales, Herpotrichiellaceae. The record is from RefSeq and is a predicted model, not a curated record. Gene Ontology annotation, cellular component: plasma membrane.
UCAAUGGGCACUACGGAGCAACUAAACUGCCUCUCCAUCAAUCCGUUACAGCGCCAGUGAUUCUCCAAGAAUGCACGUUCAUUCACGCUGACAUCCCUCUUUCGUGCACCAGUACCCUUGACGACGUUAUGUUUUGAUGAGCAUACCGCACACCACGUACACUCCAAACGAACGACACUCCUCCACGCCGGUCUUGAUGGCACUUUGAUGCCGCACAACUCAACUCCAUAAGCAUUGUGGCGCUUUUGAAGAAGGAUGGCCGGGCGGCCGUAUGCGCCUGAAGCUUCGGACAGACAAAACUCCUUGCUGGAUAUAGAGUCUUCACAAUCUUAUUACAGCACAGGCCAGAGGCCACCGGUCGAUGACUCUCAGCUGUUGAGAGCCUUUAACAUUGACGACUCUGACGAACUCCAGCCGAGACCUUCUACGAGUUACGAUGAAUUUGUUGGCGGCGGCAGGAAUCCCCAUGGGGCGCCGGGUAACGCGCAGCAAGCAGCAGCAGGAUCCUCUGAUCGUCCUUUCAGGGCACCUUAUAUGAGUGAACAAACAACGAAUUACUCACAAACCUCGGACUUGCACAAUUACUCCAAGUACGGAGACGAUUUUGGCGAAGACGACUCUGGAUACAAAUACUACGAUGGCGGAGGUCAUGCGUCCGACGAAAACAUACCAGGCGGUGGGGUAAAAGUAGUUGGAAGACAUCAUGCGCACAACCGGAGCAGUCUCAUGUCGAUGGGCGGUCUCAUGGAUAGGGCCCGGGGUAUGGUUGGUCUUCGAGAUAGCAACUACUCUGAUAUGGCCCUACCUUUGACGGAACAAGGCAUGCAGAACUCUAGGGUCGAUACUGCUGGAACGGAAGAAGAUCGUUCGACCAAAGAAAAAAGGAGCUUACCAACACUGGAUGAUAUCAGGGCGAUUUUUGGCCGGAAAAAGGUCGACCCUGCUACUCUUGGACCACGAAUUAUCCACCUCAACAAUACCCCGGCGAAUGCAGCAAACGGCUGGGGGGACAACCACAUCUCGACUGCCAAAUACAACAUUGUAACCUUCUUGCCGAAAUUCCUAUUCGAACAAUUCUCAAAAUACGCCAACUUGUUCUUCUUGUUCACCGCUAUCCUCCAACAGAUACCCAAUGUGUCGCCUUUGAGCAGGUAUACCACAAUUGUGCCAUUGGGAAUUGUCCUCGCUGUAUCGGCCAUCAAGGAGCUUGUUGAGGACCACAAGAGGAAGGUUGCCGACAAAUCACUCAAUGACUCCAGAGCACGAGUGCUUCGGGGUUCGGAUUUUGUCGACACGAAAUGGAUCAAUGUAGCCAUCGGUGACAUUGUCCGAGUCGAAUCUGAAGAGCCCUUCCCCGCCGAUUUGGUACUGCUGGCAAGUUCCGAACCAGAGGGAUUGUGCUAUAUUGAGACUGCCAAUUUGGAUGGUGAAACGAACCUCAAGAUCAAACAGGCCAUUCCUGAGACGGCUCACUUGAUCAGUCCUAGUGAACUAGGAAGAUUGACUGGACGGUUGAAGUCAGAACAGCCGAACAGCAGUCUAUACACAUAUGAAGCCACUGUCACCAUGAGCGGCACUGGGGGAGAAAAAGAGUUACCUCUUGCUCCUGAUCAACUACUGCUUCGUGGAGCUACACUUAGAAACACUCCUUGGGUGCACGCGGUAGUAGUUUUCACGGGCCAUGAGACAAAGCUGAUGCGAAAUGCCACCGCCACACCUAUCAAGCGCACAGACGUGGAGCGCAUGCUUAACAAGCAAAUUCUUAUGCUUGUAGCUCUUCUCCUGAUUUUGAGCGCAAUCAGUACGAUCGGAGAUAUCAUUGUGAGAACAACCGCCGGACAGAAGCUGACCUACCUGUACUAUGGGAGUUUCAAUGCGGCGUCGCAGUUCUUCCUGGACAUAUUCACCUACUGGGUCUUAUAUUCUAAUCUGGUCCCAUUGUCGCUUUUCGUCACCAUUGAACUUGUCAAAUACUACCAAGCCUUUUUGAUCAACACUGAUCUGGACAUUUACUACAGCGAUACCGAUACUCCUGCCGUUUGCCGGACAUCGUCGCUUGUCGAAGAGCUUGGACAAAUCGAGUAUGUGUUCUCAGACAAGACCGGUACCCUGACUUGCAACAUGAUGGAGUUCAGACAGUGCACAAUAGGCGGUCUUCGAUACGCUGGGGUGGUCCCGGAGGAUCUCCGAGCAGAGAGUCCAGAUGAUACCGAUGGUGUCCAUGACUUCAAUCGCCUCCGCGAAAACCUGAGAUCACACCCAUCCAGUGGAACAAUCCAUCACUUUCUAUCGCUUCUUGCGGUCUGUCAUACCGUCAUCCCAGAACGCAAGGACGAGAAGUCAGAGAUCAAAUAUCAAGCAGCGUCUCCAGACGAGGGCGCUUUGGUCGAAGGAGCAGUCACUCUAGGCUACAAAUUUGUCGACCGAAAGCCGCGAUCUGUAUUUGUUGAAGUCGAAGGACAGGAAGUGGAGUAUGAGCUGCUCGCUGUGUGCGAGUUCAAUUCGACUCGCAAACGUAUGUCGACUAUCUUCCGAUGCCCGGACGGGAAGAUCAGGGUGUACUGCAAAGGAGCAGACACGGUGAUUUUAGAAAGACUGCACAAGGAGAAUCCCAUCGUCGAUGUCACUUUGCAGCAUUUGGAAGACUACGCGACAGAAGGUCUGCGGACUCUCUGUCUUGCUAUGCGUGAGGUUCCGGAACAGGAAUACUUAGAAUGGCGCCAGAUUUUUGACAAGGCCGCCACCACUGUUGGUGGAAACCGUGCUGAGGAGCUUGACAAGGCCGCUGAGAUCAUCGAGCACGACUUCUUUCUUUUGGGUGCAACAGCAAUUGAGGAUCGUCUCCAAGAUGGUGUACCUGAUACUAUCCAUACUCUGCAGCAAGCAGGCAUCAAAGUAUGGGUGCUUACAGGCGACAGACAAGAGACCGCUAUCAAUAUUGGAAUGAGUUGUAAAUUGAUCAGCGAGGAUAUGACUCUGUUGAUUGUCAACGAAGACAAUCCUGCAAGCACCCGGGACAAUCUACAGAAGAAGUUUGAUGCUAUCCGGAACCAAGCUGCAGCUGGUGAAUACGACACACUUGCCCUAGUUAUCGAUGGGAAGUCCUUGACAUAUGCUCUCGAGAAAGAUAUGGAGAAGUUAUUCCUAGACCUGGCGGUCAUGUGCAAGGCGGUCAUAUGCUGCAGAGUAUCGCCAUUACAAAAGGCUCUGGUGGUCAAGCUGGUGAAGCGCCACCUAAAGGCCCUGCUUCUUGCCAUUGGUGACGGAGCCAACGACGUUUCCAUGAUCCAGGCAGCACAUGUCGGUGUUGGCAUCAGCGGCGUCGAAGGCCUCCAAGCAGCACGGAGUGCUGAUGUGGCCAUUGGACAAUUUCGAUACCUUAAAAAGUUGCUCUUGGUUCAUGGAGCAUGGAGUUACCAACGUAUCAGCAAGGUCAUCUUGUACUCGUUCUACAAGAACAUUGCAAUGUUCAUGACACAAUUUUGGUACUCCUUCCAAAAUGCCUUCUCGGGACAAACCAUCUACGAGUCUUGGACACUGUCAUUCUACAACGUCCUGUUUACUGUUUUGCCACCUUUCGCAAUGGGUGUCUUUGACCAAUUCAUCUCGGCGCGUAUGCUGGACCGCUACCCUCAGCUUUACCAACUCACACAAAAGGGCACCUUCUACCGUAUGCACUCGUUUUGGUCGUGGAUAGCCAAUGGUUUCUACCACUCCAUCCUGGCCUACAUCUUUUCCUCUUACUUCUUCAAGGACGACCUGGUCCUUUCCAACGGCAAGAUCGGUGGCCAUUGGCUUUGGGGAACAUCGACCUACACCGCCAUCUUGUUGGUGGUGCUCGGCAAAGCGGCGCUGAUCACGAACGUCUGGACAAAGUACACCGUCAUCGCCAUCCCCGGAUCGUUCAUCAUCUGGCUCGCCUUCAUCCCCGCCUACUCUUAUGCGGCGCCGAACAUUGGGUCGGGGUUCUCGACCGAACUCAGGGGCAUCAUCCCGGUCAUGUUCAGCUCACCGACCUUUUACGCGCUGUGCCUGAUACUCCCACCGGCGUGCUUGCUCCGAGAUUUCGCCUGGAAGUACGCGAAACGGAUGUACCUACCCCAGGCGUACCACCACAUCCAAGAAAUCCAAAAGUACAACGUACAGGAUUACCGACCGCGCAUGGAGCAGUUCCAGAAGGCCGUCCGCAAGGUCCGACAGGUCCAACGCAUGAGGAAACAGAGAGGUUACGCUUUUUCGGCCGGGGACGAAGGUGGACAACAGAUGAGGGUCCUCAACGCGUACGACACGACGAGACAGAGGGGCCAAUACGGUGAACUCAUCAGUGGGAGAGGUUCAGGCGGAUAAACCAGCUCGUCGUUGUGCCUGAUCUCUCACUACUGCCCUACCGCCAGAAAGGGGGGAAGGGAAGGGUGAUCCAGAAAGCCUGGGGGAGCCUUUUGUGCAUGGUAGCGGGGGAUGUUUAUUUUCUUGGGCUUUGUUCUUUUUUUGCCUAGAUACCCUCCUUACCUCCCUACCUACUUGCCCUUGAGGUACAUACCGAUGAGAGAAUGACGAUUGCCUUGUGAAAAUUGUGAAGUGUGUCUCAGGGCUAGGGCAUGGUGAAAGAUGUGACUACAGUACUCGUACCUGAAUGGCGGCGUCUGCAAACGCCACGGGUAGUUGUACAGUACUCGUCAAGUCGAAGGUUUGAUUCCAUCUCAAAUCCACAAGGGUAUCAUUGAUCGACAAAGGACAACUCUCGCAAGAAGUAAUCCGACCGCCGUCCGCAAUCUCAAACUCUGUCACUGUCACUACUCCAUCAUAUAUGAGAAGGAGUACGGAAAACAAAAAAAAAGGACAAAAGAAAACGGGAAACAAAGUCUGCAAGUCCACAACUUCAAAGUAACCUCCCACUUGAUGUCGUACGUGAUGCCUCCUCUCCCCGACGGAAACCCCAAACGAAUCACGUCUCAAUACCUUUGCCCUCGCCCUGCGUAGCCGGCGACCAGCCAAGGAUGGCCCAUGGCUCUCACACCGAAGACGAACCGCGGGAAUACCUCGCGCUCGGUCCAGUCUAGACUCGGUAUGCAAUUGUUGCGUAUGUCGAAAAGUGCCUGCCCUCACUUCUUCUUCUUCUCCUCCUCCUCCUCCU